Coprinopsis cinerea okayama7#130 is the source of this 1194-nucleotide messenger RNA. RefSeq lists its product as hypothetical. The transcript is spliced from 6 exons. Gene Ontology annotation, biological process: DNA-templated transcription; regulation of DNA-templated transcription. Gene Ontology annotation, molecular function: zinc ion binding; DNA binding; DNA-binding transcription factor activity, RNA polymerase II-specific. The record is from RefSeq and is a predicted model, not a curated record. The coding region runs from base 1 to 1194 and encodes 397 amino acids. NCBI's taxonomy places the organism in Eukaryota, Fungi, Basidiomycota, Agaricomycetes, Agaricales, Psathyrellaceae.
AUGGAAUCGGAUACCUUCCAGUUCAUUAUAGAAUCUCCCCAGCACACCACAGGCCACAAAAAGCGUCCUAGGCUGGUCACUUCAUGCGAUAAUUGCCGUCUCAAGAAAAUAAAGUGUCUUCAGCCCACCCCAGAGGCAAAAUGCGAGGCAUGCAAGACAGCAAAGAUCGCCUGUCGCUUCAAGGAUCGCGAGCGCUAUUUUGCAGAGCGCAGUAGAGCAAUUGCCGGGCCCAGUGUCACCCACAGCUACAACCAGGACCACAGGUCUGCACCGAUCCUUUGCCGCGUUUUCAUGUUCAAAGAAGCUCAUCCCAGUCUCCCAUACAGUGCUAGGCACGACCACAAUCCAGCUCUCGAUGCCUUUUCCGUCGCCUCCAGCUCGUCCAGUCCGUCUUUGACUCAUUCCAACCCCCGGUCAAAUUCCCAUUCGCCAAAAGCAAGCGGUAUGGUCUCCCCGGAAGGAGAACCCAACGGUCGUUACCCGUAUUCCUCAGAUCCUCGUAGAGGUGACGGCUAUAGACACAGUGCCCAUUCAUCUAUAUCUUCUACGUACCACUCCCGCAACAACAGCGGCUAUGGCUACAAUAAUUAUCCAGCAUCUCCAUCGCCAGUUCUUCAGCACCCCCAUAAUCAAAGACUACCCUCGCAACCUGACUACCGUCAAGUUCAGCUAUUCGAUCCCGAGCGAUCCCAGUUUCCUCACCCUACCCUAAUGCCUCACUUUAUUGGCCUCUUCUUCGAACAACACGGUUCAGAAUACACCUUCCUAAUGUACGAGCAAAUUUUGAACGAUUUCUAUGAGAAUCGUUUGUCACCCGUCAUUGCCAAUGCCAUUGCAUCCAUCGCCUGCAAAUACUCUAAUGUACCCGAGCUCGCAGUUCGCGGCCUUCACAACGUAUCGGAAACAUACGCCGAGGUUGCAAGGAACCUCGCCGCGUCCCUGUCCCAUAUCGCCACGAUGGAGACACUGCACGCCGUCAUGCUCAUUGCUUGGGCCGAAUACAAGCAUGGCAGGUAUACAGCGUUCCGACAGUAUUGCCAGAGGGCUAUCUCUAUGGCUUCCGAUAUUGGCCUGUCAGAGAACGACAGGGUCCUGCAUACUGCCGACAACGAACAGCGCCGCAGGCAGGCCACCUGGGCUGGUGUCGUUCAAUUACACCUUACUGCAUCUCAGACGGUGACAACUCGCACCUAA